AUGUCUUUUUUCAGAGAUAGUAAACCUAUCCUCAAGGAAUUAUUGUACGGAAGAACACGUAUUUAUACUGCGCUUCCACCUGGCUCUUCCCAUUCUCCAACAAGUUCUAAAUCUUCACCGACUGCGUCUUCGUCUCCGCUUUAUUGGCAAUGGCAAACUACAACUUCAAGUACUGGGGUUCCGGAAGAAAAGAGUAAGGUACUCAGUUUUAUUGGAAGUAUCAAGCAAAGCCUGAGUGCCAUGUUUCUUCCAGUUGGUUAUCCAGAGACGGUCCAUGAGUGCUAUGCUAAAUUCCAUGUUUGGUUGUCUUUAGAAACGUUUAUAGGAUCAUCGACGGGUGUUUUAUGUAGUCAAGCCAUGCUUUCUUCUUUGGGUUUAGGUCAUGCAGAAGCGGCGGCUGGCGCGGUUGCGAUUCAAUGGGUUCUUAAAGACGGUUUUGGUGAAAUAGGAAAAUUAUUUUUUAUAAAAAGAUUCGCAUACUCCUUUGAUUCGCAUCCCAAAUCAUGGAAAAUGAUUAGUGAAAUAUUUGCUAUCACAGGAUAUUUUCUCCAGCUAUGCACAUGCAUAGCAAAGAAUUCACUUUUUUUACCGUUAGCUUCUUUGGGAAAUGCUUUUGAAAGCAUUCAAUACAGUAUAUUUGGAGCUACACAUAUGGCAUUUAUCCGAAACUUUGCUCUUUCUGGAAAUGUUGGCGAUAUUGUUGCUAAAGAUGAUGCGCAAAUGUCUCUGGCGCACUUGCUUGGAAUGUUUUGCGGUAUUGGCAUGAUUACUAUUUCUCAUGAUCCGGCCUUUUUGUUUGCAUGUUUUACUGUCCUUGCACCCAUCAACGUCAGGCAAUAUAUCGAUUGUGGUAAAGUUCCGACUAUGGAAGAACUUAAGGAUAGAGAAAUUGGUUUUGGUGAAUGGGUCAAACCAGGAAAAAGUCCUAUAGGUGUUAAAAUACGUUUAGGAGUUCCUGCAUCAGACGCGUUCCGCAAAACUGAAGAUAUGAUGAAUUCUUUGGAUGUAUUGGGGAAUGAAAAUUAUUUACUAAACUAUUCCAACACAAUUAACACAAUUGACAUUCUUUACCAUUCCGAUGCUGAAUCUAAUGACGUGAUAAAGUCCAUACUUCAUUCGCUUAAAUUUCAUGACUACGUAACUAAACAUAAUAUGGCACAGAUGAAUUCUGAAGACAUAACUCAGUGUAUCGGAGAGUCAAUGCGAGAAAGUCAUAAAUGGACGAAUGAAAACUUUGGAAAAUUUGUGGCAGAAUUGGACGACAAAGAUUGGCAGAGUGAUGUAAUUUUUUGGUCAGAUAAAGGAUUCAGAGUUGCAUGGGAACGUAACCGAGGCAAAACAAUAUAA
This is a messenger RNA of Dentiscutata erythropus, 1347 nucleotides long. The record is from the annotation of a GenBank genome assembly. NCBI's taxonomy places the organism in Eukaryota, Fungi, Glomeromycota, Glomeromycetes, Diversisporales, Gigasporaceae.